Mytilus trossulus (common blue mussel) is the source of this 1218-nucleotide messenger RNA. Its product is annotated as putative nuclease HARBI1. The record is from RefSeq and is a predicted model, not a curated record. NCBI's taxonomy places the organism in Eukaryota, Metazoa, Mollusca, Bivalvia, Mytilida, Mytilidae. Bases 1 to 1218 code for a protein of 405 amino acids. The transcript has a single exon.
AUGUUGUUAAACAGACACAGACAUAAACGAAUAGAUCGCAGAGUGCGCACGGUAUGGGUAAGGAAUUGGAUAGGUAGAAGAUCUCAGUUUGAUUUUUAUGAACAGCUGUUGGAUGAAAUGAGAUGUGAAGACACCGUUUCUUUCAAAAACUUUUUGAGAGUUGAUCCAACCAUGCUUCAGGAAAUUGUAAAUAGAUUAACACCAAGGUUACAAAAGAAAGACACGUGGUACCGGUACCGAAAGGCAUUGCCAGUUGGUCUUCAAGUAGCAAUAACCCUUCGAUAUCUAGCCACAGGAGACAGUUAUCAUUCACUUAUGUAUUUAUUUAGAGUGCCGCACAACACGAUAUCCAAUCUUGUAGUACAAGUCUGUGAAGCAAUUAUUUUCGAGUAUGCUGAAGAUGUUAUCAACACACCUACAGAAGAAGCUGAAUGGCUAGCCAUUUCGCAAGAAUUUAGUGAUAUGUGUCAGUUUCAUCAUGUGCUAGGUGCACUAGAUGGGAAACACGUUGCUAUCAAAUGUCCGGCUGGUGGUGAUUCUAAAUACUAUAAUUAUAAAGGAUUCCAUUCUAUAGUUCUAAUGGGCUUAGUAGACGCUAAUUAUAAAUUCAAAUGGGUUAACGUUGGCGCACCAGGUGCUUGCUCUGAUGCACAAAUUUGGAAUCAGUCAGACUUAAAAAAUCAUAUAAUUGAUGAGAAUAUGCACAUACCAAAAGCAGAGCCUCUUCCGAAUGAUGACAAAGACAUUCCGUACUUCAUCGUUGGUGACGACGCGUUCGCCCUCAGAAGUUGGCUAAUGAAGCCCUUUUCUAGGAGGAACAUGACCCUUGAAGAGAGAGUUUUUAACUACAGGCUAUCGCGAUCACGAAGAGUUGUUGAAAACGCAUUUGGGAUACUUGCAAAUCGAUUUCAAUGCUUACUUUCAACUUUAAAGCAAGAGCCUAACAAUGUCGUAUCCAUUAUUCUGGCCUGUGUUUGUCUGCACAAUAUAAUGAGGAUAAGAUAUCCAGGUGAUCAGAACAUUUUGUUAGACAGAGAAGACGAGAACCACCAUCUUUUACCUGGAGCUUGGCGAGACAAAACAAACCUGAAGGACAUUGAUGAUGUGCAAGAUCGCAACUAUCCUAGCAAGGCAGCAAAACAACAAAGACUGUAUCUUAAACACUAUUAUUCGUCACCUGCAGGAAAAGUUUCAUGGCAAGAACGAAUGGUUCAAUAA